AUGAGACCCAUCUUCUUCCCGCACGAAUUCUUUCGCCCCCGGGCCCCCGCCGCCGUCGCGCGUGACGACGAAGCCGAGGGCACGAAACCCAUCUUGGCGCCGCACGAGCUUUUUCACCACGAGGCUCCGGCCGCCGCCGCCGCCACCGUCGUGCGUGAUGAGGAGUCCGACGAGGAGCCCAUCGUAGGCAUCGUGGGGCUCGAGAUGUCCGACUUCCAGGUGAUCGGCGAGCUCGGCGGGGGCUUGUACAACGUGGUCUACAAGGCGCGGCUGCGCCGGUGCCCCCACGGCGGCGUGUUCGCGCUCAAGACCCCGUACUACGACCUCGGCGGGAGGGAGGAGGACGAGGCGGUGGCGGCGGUGCUCCGGCGCGUGGAGGGUCUGGAGCACGUCGUCCGGUGCCAUGCCAUGUUCCGCCGCAACGAGUCCCUGCGCGUCGCGGUGUUCGAGCACAUGAACGGCGGCUCGCUGGACCGCGCCCUGUCCCGCCGCGGCGGGCGCGGGCUGCCGGAGCCCGCCCUCGCCGAGGUGGCCGCGGCGUGCCUCGCCGCGCUGCGGGGCCUCCACUCCCGCGGCGUCGUCCACCUCCACCUCAACCCGUUCCACAUCCUCGCCGACGCCGACGGGAACAUCAAGAUCUGCGACUUCGACGACGCGAAAAUCAUCCCGCCGGGCCCCGGCUCGACCGUCUACUCCGGCAUCGGCUUCGGCUCGCCGGAGUACAUGAGCCCCGAGCGGUGCGCGCCCAUGGCCAUGGCCGGCGCGCGCGUCGCCCGCGCCGCCGACGUCUGGAGCCUGGGCAUCACCGUCCUGCAUCUCUACCAGGGAUACUGCCCCGCCCGGCCUCUCCCGUCGAAGAGGACGCUGGAGAGGCUCAGCUACGAGAUCAGCCACGGCGAGCCGCCGUCGGUGCCGGACGAGGACACGAGGGCGUCGAUCGAGCUGCGCGGGUUCGUGUCCGCGUGCCUGCAGAAGUGCGUGUGCACGCGCGCCACGGUGGCGGAGCUGCUCAACCACCCGUUCGUCGCCGAACGGGACGUCGCGGAGUCGCGCCGCGUGCUGAAGGAGGUCAUCGUGGCGACCAUGGACAAGGACGACUAUUAG
This is a messenger RNA of Oryza sativa Japonica Group (Japanese rice), 1104 nucleotides long. RefSeq names its product mitogen-activated protein kinase kinase 9. The record is from RefSeq and is a predicted model, not a curated record. Gene Ontology annotation, molecular function: protein kinase activity; ATP binding. NCBI's taxonomy places the organism in Eukaryota, Viridiplantae, Streptophyta, Magnoliopsida, Poales, Poaceae. Gene Ontology annotation, biological process: protein phosphorylation.